Messenger RNA from Aureobasidium vineae, 810 nucleotides. Lineage: Eukaryota; Fungi; Ascomycota; Dothideomycetes; Dothideales; Saccotheciaceae. The record is from the annotation of a GenBank genome assembly.
CAGCCUGUCAUUAUUAUGGAGGUUGUAGGAAAGAACAUUACAAGAUGGCAACGCCUCGCCCACGGCUACAACAAAUACUGGUACUUUAAGGCUGCAUUUCGCUGGCUCGCUCUGCUCACCGCCGUCGUCAGUCUCAUCACUCUUGGUGCGACAUGGCAGGACUAUACUCGCUACAGCCAAUAUGAUGUUGGUGUGUUGUACGAAGCCUUGGCUAUUGNNUCGCCCCUAUGCUCAGUCGUAAUCGAUGUUCCUGCUAUUGUCUUGUUGUUCGCAACCCGAAAAGACNCGAACAUCAAUCCCGCCUUUCUACUUGCUGGCGAUACCUUCAAUUUUCCAUUACUGAUCCUUGACGUGGUUUUCACGUAUCCCGGCCAAUUCGGCUUCAAAGUCAGUACUGCAUCUGUAGAGUUUCCGCUCAUUAUGGUCUGGGGUCUUUCCAUAGGCGUGACAGCUCUACAUAUCAUCCUUUUCUUUAUUAGUAUCUGGGAGACCCACGUGUUCAGAGCCAUGCGCAGGGAACGAAGAAUGGCUGGUGAAGAGAAGUCUCAAGACCUGAAACAUCAAUUGCGGGAUUCAGAGAGCGACACCAAUACGACAACCUCAGUGACUGAAGGACCAGGGACCAGAUUCGAGCUUUCCGCCGAGCAGCGGUCAGAACUGCCCGCACAACUUCCUGGUGUCUUUCUUGCCGAGCUUGAGGCUUCGGUUCCAACGACGAGAGUCGACGAGAAGUCUGAUCAAGGUCCGAUCACAACGGCGCGUACUGUUGUUGAUACCUUGCUGGCAAUACACUCAAGAAAUACUCCUUGA